Molecule: messenger RNA, 690 nt
Organism: Plenodomus lingam JN3
Lineage: Eukaryota; Fungi; Ascomycota; Dothideomycetes; Pleosporales; Leptosphaeriaceae
Molecular function (GO): acyltransferase activity, transferring groups other than amino-acyl groups
Source: RefSeq, a predicted model, not a curated record
AUGGAAGAAAUCUUUCACACCCCUCGACUCAAGCUCACGCUCGUGAAAAGUGCGGAGAGGGGAAGUCGAGAGCUAGAAUGGCUUCAUGAGAUAAGAAGCAACGAGCAAACUACCUGGUGGAGCAUCUACGGUCGCUCCCAAACGCUCGAGGACACGGAAAAAGUAAUCCAAGGCAUCCUCCCUCUCCCAGCCACGCAAUCCCAGAAAAACCCCUGCCGCAUCGUCUACGCCGUCCACGAAAUCCUCGCAGCACACAGCGAGGCGACAAACCCUGAAGAGCGACCAACCCGCAUAAUCGGCCUUGUAACGCUCCGCUCCCUGGACGCCAGCAACCUCGCACUACCACCCCAGUUAUUUCCAGCUUGCACGCAAACGCCCUCCUCCCCCGUCCUCACCCUCGAACUCGGCUACCUGUUCUUGCCUGCUGCAUGGGGCAAAGGCUACGGCACCGAGUCUGUCAGCGCAGUCUUUGCGGCAUGUCAACGGGCAUCAGGUGUUUGGGCUGCGUGGGACAAGAUCUAUGUACGUGCUAUCGUGAAUGCAGAGAACCCAGCGAGUCGCCGGGUUCUGGGGAAAGUUGGGGUGCCCUUGUUGGGCAUGUAUGAGUGGGAGGGGAAGGCUGUGUAUUUGGCGGGGGAGUGGAGGGAGAGAAGUGAUUUGUGUGUGUAUGGGAUGUUUUUGGUUGGAUGA